This is a messenger RNA of Dentiscutata erythropus, 2091 nucleotides long. The record is from the annotation of a GenBank genome assembly. NCBI's taxonomy places the organism in Eukaryota, Fungi, Glomeromycota, Glomeromycetes, Diversisporales, Gigasporaceae.
AUGGUACAAAUUGAUGCAACAAAUUUUCAAUAUACGAGGGAGGCAUCAAACUAUGUUAAAAUUUUAAAUGAUUUGCGCCGUCUUGGUGCUCAAUUUACUAUUAAUCUUCCUACUAUCGUUUUUUGUGGAAAUCAAUCGGUGGGAAAAAGUAGCGUGCUUGAAGCAAUUUCUGGUGUUAAGUUACCUAGGUCCGAUGGAACCUGCACUCGCUGUGUUAUGGAGCUUCGACUUAUUGAAUCAGCUAGGCAUUGGUCAUGCCAAUUUUCAUUGCGAAAAGAAUAUGAUGAAAACGGAAAACGCCUUAGUCAUCCAAGAGAGACGAAAUUUGGUGAAUCAAUAGAUAACCCAGAUGAAGUCGAAAUAAUGGCACGACGUGCUCAAAAAGCCUUGUUAAAUCCUACAGAUAAUAGCGAUGCAUACCUUGAUUGGGAGUUCGAAAAUACAAGUUAUGAUGAGGAUUCUAAAUCAAAUGCUCUCAAAUUUACCAAGAAUGUUGUAUGCAUCGAAAUUAAAGGUCCCGAUGUCCCAAACUUAAGUUUAAUCGAUUUACCAGGAAUUAUACAACAUGUUGAUAGAUCCGAAGAUAGAAGGUUUAUUGGAUUAAUAGAAGAACUCGUAAGAGAUUACAUUAAAAAUGAUAAAUCUAUUAUAAUUGCAACGAUUACAUGUAAGGACGAAGUAGAAAAUCAGCCAAUUGUCACUUAUGCAAAAGAAGCUGACCCAGGAGGGAUUCGCACACUAGGCGUUCUUACCAAACCUGAUCAAAUAGAAGAAGAUACACAUGAAAUAUGGUUAAAGAUUUUGCAAGGUGAAGCUUAUAAACUUGAUCUCGGAUACUACAUCAUAAAAAACCCAACUAAGAAACAGCUUAAUGAUGGUAUUACAUUUGAAGAAGCUCGAGAAGAUGAGAGUAGAUUUUUUGAAAAUGAAGAACCGUGGAAUCGUUUUCAUUUACAAGAAAGGAUUGGAAUUAAAAAUUUACAAAAUAAAUUAUCUAAAUUGUUAAUUAAAGCAAUAAAAAGAGAUCUUCCAAAUAUUCAAAAAACUGUUAAUGAUAAAUUAGAAGAGCAACUUUUAUUAGAUGAUCCGAAGAUGGAAUUAAUCCGCAUGGUACAAACAUGCUUUACGAAUAUUAAAUCAGAUAUUGAUUUAUGGAAUCAACUUAACAAACAAUUCGAACAAUUCAGAGAAGAGUUUUAUAAUUUACGUCCAAUUUUCGUAGUUGGUUGUAUAGUAGAUGAAGCAACUAAGAAAAGUUCACUCGCAAAAUUUGACUUGCUUAAAGAGAAAGGAGAGUAUCCCACAGCUGAUAAUGGAAACGGACCCAGUAGUUCCAGAUCUAAUAAUAGAUCCAAUAAUAUAGAUCAAUUAUAUGAGAUCAAAGGAUCGGACAUAACCGAGAUAAUGAGAAAUGCUCGUGGGAUAUUACUCCCGGGUUUUAUUCCUUAUCCGGCUGUAGAGAUGAUAAUUAAAAAUUGCAAAAAAAAAUGGAAUAUACCUUCCACGAAUUGUUUAAAUGCUGCACACAGAAUAAUGGUAGAAUUAGUCAAUAUGACUAUAGAAAGUACCUUUUUAAGAUUUCCCAAAUUAGUAGUACUUAUGAGAAAUAAGGGACGAGCAUGGCUAGAUGAAUGUAAACAACAAGCGUCAAAUAAUAUUACCCAUUUAUAUCAAAUGGAAAUAACAACCUAUCCAUAUACGCUUGAUGAAAAAUUAAUGAAUGACUUAAAAAUGGAGUAUUUGGAAUCUCUUCGCAAAACAGCACAACAAGAAAUUACGAAUAAAACCCCUACAGAUACAUUAAAUGUCGCAGCAUCAAUUAUGGCAUACUUAAAAAUUGCAAUUAAACGCUACGUUGAUAUUAUCCCUUUAACGAUAAUUUAUUCGUUUAUAAAUCAAUUUAGUGAUCGAAUUAAAGAAAAAUUAAUGGAAGCUUUUGCGAAUAAUGAUGAUGAAACGAUCAAUGAGUUGGCCGAAGAAGAUGAAAAUAUAAAGAAUCAAAGGGAGGAUUUGUUAAAUCGUGAAAAGUAUUUAAAGGAAGUGUUGAACAAGCUUGAUAACUUUGGUGUCGGUGCAUCUUCAGAAAAUUAA